GAUUUAUUCGGUAUUGUUAUACUUUGUAAUUUUCUGUUUUUCAAAAUCAUGUGAUAUAUACUCUGUAUGUCAUAUGAAAUACAACAAAGAAAAAAUUCGUCAAACUUAUUUAAAUCAUACCAUAAUAAUUUUGAAAACCAAUUAACCAAUAAUGAAAAAGUGAAUAUAACUUUUUGAUUAAUUUUUGAUUAAAAAAAAAAAAAAAAAAAAAAAAAAAAGCAGAAAAAUGAAAAAAAAAAAACAAUCACAUCCAAGCUUUUCCAAUCAUGCUCACACUACACACUUCACAGUUAGCGAGUCAGUCAACUACACUCUGAAACAAUGUCAACCAUCAUCUCCUCCAAUUCUUCUCUCCUAAUUCUCAACCCUUCUUCCAAAUCCAAAUCCCAACACCAAUUCCAAUCCCUCUCUUUCAACAACCCCUCCAAUUUCUCCCCAUCAAUUACAUCCCAAAACCAUCCCCAAUUCACCCCAAUUCCAAAAACCUUAACCCUAACUGACCCCUCAAAACCCCGACUUCCCACCAUCUCCGCCACCGCAAACGACGCCGCUAAACCCAGCGAAACCCUAAAAACCCGCCUCAAAAAUGGCGAAACCCUCUACGGUCUCUUCCUCUGCUCCUUCUCUCCCACCCUCGCCGAAAUCGCAGGCCUCGCCGGUUACGACUACGUCGUCGUCGACAUGGAACACGGCUACGGCGGAAUCCCCGAGGCACUAACUUGUCUCCGUUCCCUCGCCGCCACCGGAACUCCGGCGAUUCUCCGGUUACCGGAAUCCACCGCAGCCUGGGCCAAAAAGGCCCUUGAUUUGGGCCCACAAGGUAUAAUGUUCCCAAUGAUUGAAUCCCCAAAAGAGGCCCAAAAGGCCGUUUCAUUCUGCAGGUACCCACUCAAUGGAGUCCGUGGGGCGGCCCAUUCAAUAGUUCGGGCUUCCGGGUACGGUAUCGACGCGGGGUAUUUAGGUCAUUGUGAAGAUGAGCUGCUGAUCAUGUGCCAGGUGGAAUGCGAGGAUGCGAUUGAGAAAAUCGAGAAGAUCGCAGUCGUUGAAGGGGUGGAUUGCAUUCAGAUGGGACCGUUGGAUUUGAGUGCGAGUAUGGGGUAUUUGUGGGACCCAGGGAAUAAGAAGGUGAGAGAGAAGUUGAGGAAAGCUGAGAAGCAAGUGUUGGAGGGUAAAAUUGGAAAUGAGAAAAAUAAUGGUGGGGCCUACUUGGCGGGGUUUGCAAUGCCGCAUGAUAGUCCGGAGGAGUUGAAGUCACGUGGGUAUCACAUGGUGUCUGGUGCGGUGGAUAUACUGCUGUUUAGGAAAGCUGCGGUGGAAGAUGUUAAGAAGUUUAAAUUGAGUUUGGAGAUUGGUGAUGGUUCGUCUGAUGAUGAUGAUCCAACGGCUGAGGGUGUCGAUGCUGAUGAUAAGUAUUGGAGUGAGUGAUUUUAGUUUAGUAAAAAUUGUGUUGUUUUUGUGAUGAUUGUUAAUUGUUUUUAAUUUAGGCAGUAAAAAUUGAGUUUGUUCGAGGUUGAAUUGUUAUUUAGCCUGUCAUUGUUUUACAUUAUUGGAGUGGGAGCUUAAAAUUGGAUAAGUUGUUAGUAAUUUGCACAUGGUAAAAUAAAGUGAUUUUUUGGAUUA
Messenger RNA from Chenopodium quinoa (quinoa), 1620 nucleotides. Its product is annotated as 2-keto-3-deoxy-L-rhamnonate aldolase-like. Gene Ontology annotation, cellular component: cytoplasm. The record is from RefSeq and is a predicted model, not a curated record. Bases 322 to 1425 code for a protein of 367 amino acids. The transcript has a single exon. Lineage: Eukaryota; Viridiplantae; Streptophyta; Magnoliopsida; Caryophyllales; Amaranthaceae. Gene Ontology annotation, molecular function: aldehyde-lyase activity.